GUCUUUCGCCGCGGUGCGCGUGGUCACACAGCUUCCGAGAACAAAGCUCGAAGCACACAUUGGGAGUUCAAUGUAUAGAUAGCCUAUCGCUCGCUCGCAAACAAUGUGAAAAUGUCCAAGAACUCAAAUCGUCUGUCAUUCGAUCCACUAGGUGCCAUUGCCAAAUACAACAGUCUUCAAGCUCAUUUUCUCAACCCCACAUUUCCAGCCAACAUGUCUGCUCCUCAAGCCUUAGAGACCUCCCGCCUUGAUGGCAAGGUCGCUCUUGUCACCGGUUCCGGCCGUGGCAUUGGUGCCGCCAUGGCAGUCGAGCUCGCCCGCCGCGGUGCAAAGGUCGUUGUUAACUACGCCAACUCGCUUGAGGCAGCGAACAAGAUCGUAGACCAGAUCAAGCAAAACGGCGGCGAGGCCAUCGCCAUCAAGGCCGACGUCGGAGAUGUCUCACAAACCACCAAGCUGAUGGAGGAGGCCAAAGCACACUUCGGCAAGCUCGACAUCGUCUGCUCCAACUCCGGUGUCGUUUCCUUCGGUCACUUCGGUGACGUCUCCGAGGAGGAGUUCGACCGCGUCUUCCGCAUCAAUACUCGCGGUCAAUUCUUCGUUGCCCGCGAGGCCUACAAGCAUCUCGAGGUCGGCGGCCGCAUCAUCCUCAUGGGCUCGAUCACCGGGCAGGCCAAGGGUGUGCCCAAGCACGCCGUCUACUCAGGAUCCAAGGGUGCCAUUGAGACCUUCGUUCGCUGCAUGGCCAUUGAUGCCGGUGACAAGAAGAUCACUGUCAACUGCAUCGCGCCUGGUGGCAUCAAGACCGACAUGUACCACGCCGUCUGCCGCGAGUACAUUCCCAACGGCGAGAACCUUACUGAUGAUCAGGUCGAUGAGGUAUGUAUCAUCCCUAAAGCUGACAUCGAGGAUCCAUCAUUGACAUUGCAAUCGCAGUACGCCGCCACAUGGUCCCCUCUAGCCCGUGUCGGUCAGCCCAUUGAUAUCGCCCGUGUCGUAUGCUUCCUUGCCUCGCAGGAUGGUGAAUGGAUCAACGGCAAGGUCAUCGGCAUUGACGGUGCUGCCUGUAAGUUCUUUUGUUCGUCGUCAUCUUCUAGAUUAAUGCUAAUCCUUGUCACAGGCAUGUAAGCGCAUGGUCUUGUUAUAGGCUCGCUUCUCUCCUCUAGUCCACCAUUCAUUGGAUGCUACUCUGUAAAGGGGUAGCAGCGUUGACGAUUUCCCCAACAAGGCCAAUGGCAGAAUUAUUGAUGCACAGCAUUUCCCGGGUUCACAGCUGUCUUAUGAGAUUUGGCGAAGGCGCAACAGGGGUUUUGCUAUGACAAGGACUGUCUCCUGGCCAUGGCGGUCAUGUCUACGAUAU
Molecule: messenger RNA, 1360 nt
Organism: Dissoconium aciculare CBS 342.82
Lineage: Eukaryota; Fungi; Ascomycota; Dothideomycetes; Mycosphaerellales; Dissoconiaceae
Product: NAD(P)-binding protein
Exons: 1
Coding region: 112-1128 (338 amino acids)
Molecular function (GO): oxidoreductase activity
Source: RefSeq, a predicted model, not a curated record